AUGGCCGGCGAAGUCAUCACGAUCCAAGCUGGGAGUUUUGCAAACUUCACAGGAGCUCAUUAUUGGAAUUUUCAGGGCCAGCCCAUCUUCACCCCACGCCUCGUCCUCUUCGAUCUCUGCGGAAGUCUUGGAGGAGCCAGCCAGAGCAGUCUUGAGGGCGCCGAGCAGGCAACGCCAGCUGUCACCACGUGGUCCGGGCCUGUGACCGUGCAUCGAGCCGAGCCGUUGCCGCGCAGCCGCUUUGCUCAGCAGCUGGAAGUCGAGCCAGAUGAGGCGCCAGCAGGACCCAGUGGCAACCAGGAAAUUGAUGCAGCCUAUGACGCCAUAUCCGAAGCCGCCAGGGAGCUGGACAGGGAGGGAGCAGUGCGCUCCUGGACGGACUUCCUGAAGGUGCGCCUGCACCCGCGCAGCCUGGCGCUGCUGCCGGGGCGCUGGCAGGGCGCGGCCGAAUUCUCUGGCUUCGGUCACGGCCGCGGCGCACUCGCGUCCGAUGAGGCGCGCGAGGACGCGGCCGACCGCAUUCGCGGAUUUGCCGAGGAGUGCGACUCGCUGCAGGCACGCCACGGGUUCCAGUACUUUGUGGACGACCUGAGCGGCUUUGGGCACUUCUCCUACGAGCUGCUGCAGAUGAUGCAGGACGACUACGCGCGCUCCCCUGUCCUGCUCUUUGCGCUGCGGCCCUCCCUGGAGGAAACCUCUGCUCAGCCGGCGAGCGUCCUGAGGCAGAGGCGUCUGAGUGAGGCCGCCAGCAUGGCACGGCUGUCAGAGGUUUCGUCGCUGCAUAUCCCCAUUGCUCCUUCGGCAAAUCUCCCCUGUGUCAGGUGGCGGCCAGGCAACGUGUUCCAUGCGAGCGCGCUGUGUGCUUCGGUCAUUGACACCGCUACGCUGCCGUAUCGGCUGACGCGGACCCCCCGGCCUGGGCCUCUGGGGGUCCCUGUCGGCGGCUGCCACCUGCGCAGCCUCACUGAGCUGCUGGGUACUUCGCAGGCGAACAACUACACGGCGGCUUUCGCGGCAGUGCCGUGCCCCGAUGUUCCAGAGGCGCACGCGGCCGCGGCGGCCGCCGAUGCGCGCACCGGAGGCAACGCCUCUUCCUCGCAGCCGCCGUUCACCAUGCAGCGUACCUCCUCAUGGACGCCUGGCAUCCCUGCAGAUGUAGAAGAGAGGCUGGCAGAGUCAGUCACACUGCGAGGCGCAAAGAGGGGCGGACACCCGCUCAGGGCAGAUGAGGCCGCACAGGCUCUCGAUGCAGCACUGCUGCAGGAAGGUGCAAACGGCAGGCAGAAUGGCGGCAGCAGUGGUCAGCACAGUAGACUGCACCAAAAUGAUGGGCCGGCCAGCAUACCCGUUCUUGCCAGGCUGUGUGCUUCUCCUGCUGCUGCCGAUGUGGCCAAGACACAGCUGGAGAGGUUUAGAGGUCUGGUGGGCUCUGGAGGGGGCAUGGCAGUGCUGCAGGGCUGGGGAUACACAGCGGAUGAUGUCACGGAGAUUGAAGAGCGGCUGUUGACCAUGGCGUCAGCGUAUGACCAUGACGAUGACUGUUGAGUGCACUGGAAGUGGGCUUGCAUGCAUGCAACCAUUGCCAAUUGACAAGAAAGAGUCAGUGUGCACAUAUGGUGCCACACAUCGUGCCGGUGCCGUUGAGAUUGCAGCUGGAGUGUACACACUGGGCUGCAGCAUGCCUGUACUUUAGAGAGUGUGCGCGAGGUCUUUCAAUUAAUACUAGAUGCUUC
Molecule: messenger RNA, 1733 nt
Organism: Coccomyxa subellipsoidea C-169
Lineage: Eukaryota; Viridiplantae; Chlorophyta; Trebouxiophyceae; Coccomyxaceae
Product: tubulin nucleotide-binding domain-like protein
Exons: 11
Coding region: 1-1545 (514 amino acids)
Cellular component (GO): cytoplasm
Source: RefSeq, a predicted model, not a curated record